GUUUUCUCUUUACGGAAAAGUAAGCAUAUCCGGCUCCGGUGUCAUGGCUGGUCCCUACACCGAGUGCGCGCCUGCUGCCGUCGGCCAGAAGAGGCAGCAGUUUGGGAGCCGGUUCCUGAGCGAUCCGGCGCGCGUCUUCCACCAUAAUGCCUGGGACAAUGUUGAGUGGUCGGAAGAGCAGGCCGCGGCGGCGGAGAGGAAAGUCCGGGAGAACAGUACCCAGCGAGUGUGCCAGGAGAAGCAAGUUGAUUAUGAAAUAAAUGCCCACAAAUAUUGGAAUGACUUCUACAAAAUCCACGAAAACGGGUUUUUCAAGGAUAGACACUGGCUUUUUACCGAAUUCCCAGAGCUGGCACCAGGCCAAAGCCAAGAUCACUUGGAGGAUUUGCCCUCCGACAACAAGAGGAGUGAAGUACCUGAAUGUAGGACCAGUGAGGAUGGAUCUGGUUUAAAAAUAGAACAGCACAAGUGUUCUUCAAAUAGUCUUGAACAUGAAACACAGACAGCUCCUGUGGAAGAAAAUGUAACUCAGAAAUUCAAUCACCUGGAAAUCUGUGCUGAUGAGUUCCCUGGAUCCUCAGCCACCUACCGAAUACUCGAGGUUGGUUGUGGUGUAGGAAACACAGUCUUUCCGAUUUUACAAACUAACAAUGACCCAGGACUCUUUGUUUACUGUUGUGAUUUUUCUUCCACAGCUAUAGAACUGGUCCAGACAAAUUCAGCAUAUGAUCCCUGCCGGUGUUUUGCCUUUGUUCACGAUCUGUGUGAUGAAGAUCAGAGUUACCCAGUGCCCACGAGGAGUCUUGAUAUCAUCAUCCUCAUAUUUGUUCUUUCUGCAGUUGUGCCAGACAAGAUGCAGAAGGCUAUCAACAGGCUGAGCAGGCUUCUGAAGCCCGGAGGGAUGAUGCUUCUGCGAGAUUAUGGCCGCCACGACAUGGCUCAGCUUCGAUUUAAAAAAGGUCAGUGUCUGUCUGAAAAUUUCUACGUGAGAGGCGAUGGUACUAGAGUUUACUUCUUCACACAAGAUGAGCUGGAUACACUUUUCACUACGGCUGGACUGGAAAAGGUUCAGAACAUGGUGGAUCGCCGAUUGCAAGUGAACCGAGGGAAACAGCUGACCAUGUACCGAGUCUGGAUUCAGUGCAAAUACCGCAAGCCUCCUCUGUCCAGCGCUGGCUGAGUGGCACCUGCUCCUGACGCGUGAGCUCAUUGGAGCUUUUUAAAAAGAACAUUCACAAGUGGUGUCUUGUCGAUGUGGGAAAGUCCAAGGAUUCAGACUUGAACCUUAAACCUAGAAAAAGUUGCUUUUUAUCAAGAUUCUAAUAAUUGUGCUUCCGAUUUGGGAAGCCCUUUAAUAUGUACUUUCCUAAGUUUUUUCUUACUUUGAGAUAUCAAAGAAUCUUUCUUGCCAUUUUGUAAUUUAUCAUAACUAAAAUUUCAUGGGAAUCGUGAAUUCAAAAGGAGUCAAGAAUUUAUUUCCAUGUGGAAGUAUUAUACGUGAUAAAGUGUCAUCUGACUGUGAGUUGCAUUAAAUUAUUUCGGAGUUCAAAUAUCUGGACUAGGCAGUUGAUAUAUACGGUGAAUAAAGGUCUCGUUCAGCGAGAAGCACGUCAAGAAGAAUCCUCUUUCUUUGGAUAUUUUCCUGACUCAAAAAUACUGCCUUAGGGGCACCUGUGUGGCUCAGUUAAGCGUCUGACUUCGGCUCAGGUCAUGAUCUCUCAGUUCACGAGUUCAAGCCCCACAUCAGGCUCUGUGCUGACUGCUCAGAGCCUAGAGCCUGCUUCAGAUUCUGUGUCUCCCUCUCUCUCUGACCCUCCCCCACUGGCACUCUGUCUCCCUCCCUCCCUCCCCCCCCCUCAAAAAUAAACAAUUAAAAAAAAUUACUGCUUUAAAGAGAAUCAAAACAUGUCCUUGUUAUGUGUUUAUUUAGUCAUGGUCUCCACUUAACUCUAGUUUUGUGGAAUUUUAGACACUGUUCCCCCUCUAAGUAACCUAUUUCUCAAACAGUAAAACGAUCUAGACUUUUCUCGGAUGUAAAUUUUAAAAAAUAAAUAAGUAAUGGGAAAAAAAGAUCUUGACAUUUAGCAAACUUGUCUCGUUUUUUUUAUUGUGCCCUUAACUGUUUGACACAAAAGGAAUUGAGAGAACUUUAUUUUAGCCACAUGACUGUACAACUGAAAAUGAUCAUCAUCAGUAUUGCUUUUUUUAUGUUCUGCUUUUUUUCAGUUACCACUCCUACAUGUUUCCCUCUUGGUGGUUCGUAAGUUAUACAAUGUAUUCUUAAUUUUUACCAAAUAAAGAAUUUUCAGUUCUUCCUA
This is a messenger RNA of Leopardus geoffroyi (Geoffroy's cat), 2318 nucleotides long. It is a transcript of the gene METTL2A, whose product is annotated as methyltransferase 2A, methylcytidine. The coding region runs from base 44 to 1180 and encodes 378 amino acids. The transcript has 9 exons. Gene Ontology annotation, molecular function: tRNA (cytidine-N3)-methyltransferase activity. NCBI's taxonomy places the organism in Eukaryota, Metazoa, Chordata, Mammalia, Carnivora, Felidae. The record is from RefSeq and is a predicted model, not a curated record.